AUGAAUCCCACAACAACAGAACACGACUAUCGCUUCCCGCGGAGGCCUGACGACCCAUUCGCCAUUACGUCGCAGUCCCAGGCGCAUUCCAAGGCCAGCCCGAGCGAAUUGCCCGCCGGUCUCCGGGAUCUCAGGCUCGACCUCUCUACUGCGUUGUAUCCGAAUGCGCAGGACGACCUUUUGCAAAAAUCGGCAUUUUCCCCUUUCCAACAAUCGGCCAUGGACUCCAGCCAGAGCCCCGAGGAGAUGCAGAAGGAGGACCCUCUGGCGAUUCUCGUCUGGAAGUUCUUCAGCAAGACAAAGCAGAUGCUGCCCAACCAGAAGCGCGUGGAGAAUUUGACAUGGAGAAUGAUGUCUGUCAAUUUGCGCAAGAAGCAGCAGGAGGAGGAGAGAGCAAGACUCGCUCGAUCUGCGCCGGCACAUGCACCACAAGCUCAUGCGGCCGCUACCUUCAAUGUCAACGCACCCAGCGGUAUUGCUCAAUUGCGCAAGUCUUCGGAACAAAACGUCAACCACCCAGAGCCCAUGAACCUCGACGACUUUAUCUUUUCCGACAACAUUUCCACGCCUGUCACGAACCCUUCCCCUCAACCGCACAAGCAAAACGAAGAGAGGAGCCAGAUGCAGCAGCCCUUCACUUCCGCGAUUCCCAUCAAAUCCCGCAAGGACUCGGUCGCGCAGCAGCACUUUGUGCCGCAGUCGGUCCCGUUCCCUCCUCACCACCAAAAGACUCAGGACGAAUUCAACUACAUUACUCGGCAUCACCGUAAAACGAGUAUCGACGAACGAAGGACCCGUAAACGUCCCGCCGACUUCUCCCCUCAGGUGCCCGCCGUCAACAGCAACACAAACACGCCCAAUGACUUGGAUGCGGAUUCAGAGCUUCAUGAAUAUUCCCUCGAUAACGCCAACCAAGCCAACAUGACGCAGAACCCGCAUCAGGCGGGUGUCCCCUUCCCCUUGGAUACCUACAUCGAGAACGACCCUAUCAUCACAUCUGCAGGCCCCUUCCAGCAGAACUUCUCCUUCUCCCCUUCCACCUCCCCCAUGAUAUCCCAUGGCCCGUUUUCCAACGUCUACAACAAUUCUGCGGUUCAGUCUUCUUCGCUGAACCCGUCAGAUUUUUAUUCUCCCCCAGGAUCGGCUUAUCAUUCCACUGUCUCAACGCCGCACGCCAUGCCCGAUAACGACAACUUCUACUUUGGAUCGAUGGAUAUUCGCGGCCAGAGGUCGCAAGCCUUCCGUCCGGGAUCCCAGAACAUGGGAAACCAAAUGAAUCAACAAUUCAUGUACAACAACACGAACGGGAACCCGAUGUUCCCUGCAUCGGCUCCCACGACCGACUCGGUGUCUGCCUUCAGCACAGCACCCAGCCCAUUUGGACACAUCGACCCGACGCAAGUCUUCCAGUCUGACCAUCCUGUUCGCUCUCCUGGUAUGUCUUUGCCCAACGAGGGCAUGUUCAGCUUUGGUGCCGACUCGGACGAGGAGGAGGGCGGGGCAUUUGCCGAUCGCAACAUGGUUAUGACCCAAGACUUCUCACCUGGCGCUAUGGAUGAUGGUAGCAGCCUCGGCUGGGAUCCAUCGCUUCCGGGUCAGUACAGCACGCAAGCUGCACGAUACCCCGGUGGACCACCUCGCAAGCAAGUUACUAUCGGCGGCACCACGACAGACUACGUUGAGAACAACGACUGGGAGGGUGGCAACCUACCGCGGUCUCAGUCGCAAUCAUUCCGUCAAGGAUCCGACAGGAGAGGCGGGAAGGUCCCCCGCACGGCAUCUACACCAGCGGGGCACCUGGGGAGGAACGGAAACCCCUUCGAUCGAAUGGCUCAAUCCUCUCCGAACUCGCCCCCAGAAAACAACGGCACUGUGUCUGGUUACUCUUCUGUCGCUCCAAGCAGACCCUCGUCGCCGCCGGGCUCGAAGAACGGCUCUACGACCAACUUGCAGGCGGCCGCGGGCAACCAAGGGGAGGGUGGCACACCGACGACGUGUACGAACUGCUUCACGCAGACAACACCGUUGUGGAGACGAAACCCCGAGGGUCAGCCGCUAUGCAAUGCUUGCGGUCUGUUCCUGAAGCUUCACGGUGUUGUGCGGCCACUGAGCUUGAAAACGGACGUUAUCAAGAAGAGAAACCGUGGAUCGGGAGCGAGCUUACCUGUUGGCGGCACUAGCACGAGAUCAAAGAAGAAUGCUGCCAGUGCUGGAGUCGGCUCGAGAAAGAACUCGACUCUCGCCAUCUCGUCUACUCCCAUCACCAACAACGUUACGACGCCGCCAGCCCCUGCUCGGGCUGGCAGUGCGAAUGAAGUCGAGAGCCCCGCGAGUGGAGCCCCAUCUGGAGGCAAUACUGCCGGCAGCACGCCGACGAGCUUCGGAACGGGUUCGUCUAAUGGUGCUGUUGCUGGCGGGAAGGGCGUCGUGCCGAUUGCUGCCGCGCCGCCCAAGAACACGCCUGGCCCAGGCGCCGCAUCCCUCCCGCGGAAUGCGGGUACAUCUUCUUCCUCUGGUUCUUCAAAACGCCAAAGGCGCCACAGCAAGAGUGCUGGAAGUGACCUUGCAGGUAUGGAAGUCGACAGCCCCGAAAACUCAACGGGCUCGCCCAACGAGGCGGCGAAAUCUAUUGGGUCGACGGGUUUUACCCCCAUGUCAACAACAGGCUCUCUUGGUCUUGCAAAUGGUCUCGGCAUGUCGCAACGUCCCAUGAUGAGUUCAGGCGUGAUGGGAAUGCCUGGUGCGCAAAACGGUCCAAUGAUGAACCCAGGAGGGCCAGCAUCCGGCCCGCAAGAAUGGGAAUGGCUCACGAUGAGCUUGUAA
Colletotrichum karsti is the source of this 2823-nucleotide messenger RNA. RefSeq names its product GATA zinc finger. The transcript has 3 exons. The record is from RefSeq and is a predicted model, not a curated record. Gene Ontology annotation, biological process: negative regulation of transcription by RNA polymerase II; positive regulation of transcription by RNA polymerase II. Bases 1 to 2823 code for a protein of 940 amino acids. NCBI's taxonomy places the organism in Eukaryota, Fungi, Ascomycota, Sordariomycetes, Glomerellales, Glomerellaceae. Gene Ontology annotation, molecular function: DNA-binding transcription factor activity, RNA polymerase II-specific; zinc ion binding; RNA polymerase II cis-regulatory region sequence-specific DNA binding.